GUAUUUUUAUAGCAUGAUCUAUAUAUAUGAUUACUGAUAUGCUUUUUAGUCCACUUGAAUGAUUUGACACCUUGGUAUACCGAUUUCAGAGAUACGCUCCUUUCUCUUCGAGGAAUAACAGAGUAUGAGACCUUUGAUCAUCCAGUAGCCACCAUGAUUGUUAUCUCAUCAUUAAACACUGACCCAAUCAGCACUAUUAUGCAACUCUAUAAUCCAAACAUUCCGUCAUUCACUCUAGACAAGCCCUAUGUUGAUACAAACAUAUUAAGAUACUAUGUCGUGCUUCAUGAUCCGAACCUUACAACAUUCGAGCAUUCCAUGGCUUUCUUUGAUAAGCUCAAACGAACGGUUGGGCUACACUGCUAUUUACUCACUAUCAAUUCAAAGCCAAGAAAUCCAAAAGAUGAGGACAGUAUAGAAGAUAGAUCUGAGGACAGUAUACGACACAUUUGGGAGGAACCAUUAUCCGAAUCUUAUCGCAUCGAAUCAGAAUUACAAUCAUAUGUUACAUCCAAUCCAGACUCUAGUGUAUCUUCCUUAAAUACCCCUCUUUCACCUUCUGUCGGAGGAGGACAUACUCGAUCAAGUUCGGUAUCUUCAAGCACGAGUAAUUUGCCUGCAACUGUAGUUCAUGGGACAUCAAUACAGUCAUUUCCCAUUGAUUCUGAUAAUAAUAGCAAUCAAGAUAGUAUUACGCGCGAGACUAUAGUUAUCAACGAAGAACAACAGCAAGCUUCAAUCCAAUAUGGAAGAUGUCUGACAGACGAGAAUGUGAAUCAGAUAAGGUCAAUGGUCCAGGAAUUUGUGGCCCAAAGUUUACUACCCUUUAUGGAGCGAAACGUUCAACAGUGGAAUGAGCAAGUGGCAUCAGCUCGUCGUGGAUUGACAGGUCGACUGUUUGGUGCUAGUCGCCGAUUAUUUGGUACUUCUAGUCGUUCGUCUUCUACUCAAUCACUUCAGUCAGUUGCAGCACAGGGACCUAACGUGCCUUACGGGUCUAGCUCAAUCACAGUCUAUCCCUUUGCCGCUCCUGAAGCACAAAUGCGUAAAUUAGCAGAUUUUGCAUUCAUGCUACGAGAUUAUAAAUUUGCAUACACAAUAUAUGACACCGUUCGACGAGACUACGCCACUGAAAAAGCCUACAAGUAUCAUGCAGGCACACAGGAAAUGAUGGGUGUUUGUUUAUUAAUGAUGGAUCAACCACUGACGAGCAAGACUGACGUGGACCGUCACUUUGAACUUGCUGUACAACAAUAUUUGAACAGAUGCAGAUCCAUCUUUCAUGCAACGCGUGCAACGAUCAUUUACUAUGAGCUACUUAAAGAUCGGCAAAUGUGGAAAGAUAUACCAACCGCUCUGGUCAGAAUGACAGGUGAAGAUUCGGAUCUAAGGUCAGGCCUUUUCUUGGAACAGGCUGCACAUUGUUUUCUGAGAGUAAACAAGCCAAUGGUGCGAAAGUAUGGAUUCCAUUUGGUUAUGGCCGGUCAUCGAUACGGCAAGGCAUCACAGAGAUUGCACGCUUAUCGAUGCUAUGAGCUGGCAGCAGCAGUCCUAGACAAUCACUCUUGGUCUAUAGCCAAGAAUCAUGUGCAAUUUGCUCUGGGACGCCAAGCUUUCCAUCUAGGUCGUCUUGAAGACUCAGUUGCUUAUUUUUCGAAUGUCUUGACAGACACCAAGCAAACAUCUCAACAGCAGGUGGCCCACAUUAGGGAGUUUUUAUUCAUCUACAAGCAAUACGCAGCACAAGCCGGUUUCGAUCCUUUAAAACGAUCAUUCCCUAAUCUAGGCUUACCUAUCAUCGAUGACCGUACAAUUCAAGUGACUCUAUCCAACACUCAAUCCAAUCUGACACAUCGAGAAGAAUGGGCGGCCAUGGAAAUUGAACUGUUGGAGGAAAGCAUUGCGAAUGGCUUCAUUUCUAGCUCUAAAAGAGCUAUGGCUGUUCAACAGCAAGAUGAUGAUCGAAUUGUUUGCGCUGUCGAAGAAUCUGCGAUUAUACAUGUUGAGUUGUACAACCCCCUUCAGAUAGCUAUUACUCUAAACAGUAUUAUACUUGGUUGUCAAUAUAAAGCUUCUUCCAAAUCACAAGAUUCUAAAACUGUUGAAUAUGAAGAAAUGCUAGAAGGAAAGCAGGUUGAAGGAAGUGAUCUAUUUGAAUUUGAGCAUUUUAAGCUACAAAAGCUAUCUAGUGUCACUUUGGACCCGUUGGAAAAAAAGACAAUCAGUCUGGCUGUAGUGCCUGGACAUGAGGGUAGUUUAUUGGUCACUGGCUUGCACUACACAUUAAACGAUUUAGUGCACACGUUUAAGCCGUUCCAUAAGCAAGGUAAACGCUUAAAUAAAACAAAAGAAGAGAGAAUGUCUGUGGUCUAUGCGCCCGACCGUUCAUUGGAUAUCUUGGUAACUUCACCUAUGCCUUUAUUGGAUCUUACACUCCAUCAUGUGCCAGAGACAAUCUUGUCUGGCGAAGUGGUUCAAACGGUGCUAGAGAUUAAUAACAAGGGAAACAAGGGCUUGACUGCGCUUCGAUUGAAGACAAGCCAUCCUAGUUUUAUCUGUGUGGGCAACCCUGAAGAUAUGGAUAAAAACAUAUACACGGCAGAUGAAUCAUCCACUUUAAGCAAGAUGCAGUUGGAUAACAGGUUGUUUGAUGCCAGUGUGAUUUCUAUCCCACUUCCAGGCAAGAAGGAUAGUUACCAGGGCGCAGUCAAGCCAGGUGAGACAACGCUUGUCCCUCUUUGGAUACGAGGCGAUAGAAUUGGCAAACAUACAUUCAAACUGUUGUUCUCUUAUCAAUCAGACGAAGAUAACGUAAUGAUUGCCCACCGUACGCUGCGGUACUCAGUCCAGAUGCAGGUGCUUCCUUCUCUCAAGAUCAAUGCCUUCACAAGACCAAGCACUACGGCCAUCAAUGAAUAUAUACUGGGUAUUGAAAUCGAAAAUCUUCAGACAGUGACACAAUUUGAAUUGGUGCAGCUAAAUGCUUCCAGCCCCAUGUGGGAUAUUUCACCACUUAGCAUUGAUCUAUCGAGUAGUCAAGAUAUUGAAUCAAAAACAAACAUUCCUCCUAGGCAAACCACAUUUGCAUACUACAAGAUUCAAAGGAUAGCUUCGUAUGAGAGUGAUAUAUCUAAUAUUCCUGAAGCAUGGACUUCGAAUGCACUUGGUGCCUUGCUCAACAGUCAAAAGAAAAAUGAUUCAAAGGAAAAGAAUCUACCACCACCGAUUGACCUUCAUCUAAGCAAAGUUGCAUUUAGGAAGAACGAAAUUCCUGCGGAUGCCCCACCUCUCAAGACGUUCUCACUUAAUUCACGUAUGCAUUGGCGCUUAAGUAACCUGGAGAACCAGUUUCCAAACAUACCUAAAGAAAAGUAUAGUCAGCUAUUCACUUUAUACAACUCUGGAGAUGUUGAUUUAGCUAUAUACUGGAACAUACCGAAUAUGAAACGACAAGGACAUCAUUAUAUCAUUGGCGUCAAUCUUGGUAUACAGCAAAACCCUUUCCAGGGCAACAGCACUGAACUCAUGAAUCAACAAAAUCGCACUAUGUUUGAAGCAACGGCUAAAGAAAGGGCUAUGCUUAUCAACAGUCUUACGCGCAAUAGAGUGAUCAAGGAUGAAAGUCCUGUCAAGGUGUUGGUGUCUGCGCCUGAUAAAAAGGCACAUAAUUUUGAUAAUGAAGGGUUAUUAAAGGUCCCUGUAUGUCUAACACUUAUGAACUGCUCAUGGAAUCGAACAAGUCGUUACACUCUCGAAUUAUUGUCCUGGUCUAAAACAGACCAAAAGAAUACCAAUAGUGGUAAAUCCUAUUUAAGUAUAUACCCCUUCCAUUGGAACGGCUCUACUGUCUUUACGGGAUCAUUGCAACCAGAAGAAAGAAAAGAUAUCCAGGUGUUUGCUGUGUUUCAGCUACCUGGUGUAUACGAUAUCAAUCGUUGGAGGUUAACCGUUCGAACAGAUGAUAAAGAGGGUUCAGAAGUGUUUGUUCAUCAACCUACUUUACCUCAAUUGAUUGCUACUACUACUGCAUCAUAGAUUAUUAGUACACUUUAUUCAGAAAUUAUUCGCACACUGAUAAAAA
This is a messenger RNA of Rhizopus microsporus ATCC 52813, 4081 nucleotides long. RefSeq lists its product as uncharacterized. Lineage: Eukaryota; Fungi; Mucoromycota; Mucoromycetes; Mucorales; Rhizopodaceae. The coding region runs from base 154 to 4035 and encodes 1293 amino acids. Gene Ontology annotation, biological process: endoplasmic reticulum to Golgi vesicle-mediated transport; protein localization to phagophore assembly site. The record is from RefSeq and is a predicted model, not a curated record. Gene Ontology annotation, cellular component: cytoplasmic vesicle; TRAPPIII protein complex; phagophore assembly site. The transcript has 8 exons.